AUUUUCAUUUUCGGUGCGCGAGGUAAUUAUAUUACACAUUGAAAAUGAACAACAUAAGCCCCACAACAGGUAGGCUAGCUUAAUGCGCUGCUUUAUUCAUUAUUACAUUUGUUUGUGUCGUAAUACAAUGCAACUUAUCGAUAAUUAAAAUAUCUGGCUUUAGAUUUCGUUAUCGCACUUGUUCUUUUACAUAAUUAGUGCUUCCUCUACUAGAUUUAUAAAUAUAUUCAAUUAUCCGGCUUGUAUUUACCGUCAUAUGACGUGUCAUUCAAUAGUUGCAUGCUUUCCUUCCCUUGUUUAAAAAUCAUGGGGUUUUCAAUGCGAAAACUUCUUGAACUAAACACAAACAUCAUUUAUUGCAUUCUACAUCGCAAGGUAUCGAUAAAUUACUAAUAAUUGCACGUUUCCAUAAAUCACACUUUGUUUUGUUUAGACAGUAAAUCGGGUUGCCUAAUAAUAGGAGUUUUGCCAUACUUUUGUGAAAGUAAAUUUACCUUCCGAAACAAACGGUACAUACAAAUACUUUCUAGCCGCGUAAGCAUGAAAUUGAGGUUUCUAGAAUAAAAUCUGUCAAUUUUUAAUGAGCCCGUCCGUAAAAUGCACAGAAAUCCCAGUGUAAUAAGGUUAAAAUGCUCGGCGAUGAAGAUCCGAAUUUAGACUACAUCGAAGAUCCUUACUUCAAUCCGCAACAUUCCGGCGCUACUCCCAGCCUGGACGAGCCCGACCUGAACGACUACGAUCUGUUGGAAAACGAAUUGGACCUCUUCGACUUGAGGCGUUUCGAUUUCGAUGAAAUCGCCAACAACAGCCUGCACUCGCUGCCCGAAGACACCGAAUCCAUCAGCGUCGAGGCCGAGUUCUUCAACGUGAAGAGAGCCAACGCUAUCGUACGGGCAUUUUUUAAGAACAAACUAAAAAGACAAGUGCGGGUGACUUACUGUGAUCUUACCAAACCCUAUUUAGCUAAACUGCCGAAAGACAGUAAUUUUAGGAAAUAUUUAGAUAUCAGUAACAACGACGAAGCGAUGGCGGCCGGCGAAACCCCCGUUCCCGACCUCUCUCACCUGUCCUCCGAAGAAAAGGCCGAGCAGGAGAGACUGUGGAAGGAGGAACUGGCGACCAUCGAGGACGAGAUCUCCACGCUGCGAACGGUGCUGGCCUCGAAGAUGCGCCGCUGCGCCGAGCUGAAGCGGAAUUUGGGCAUCACCGUGUGGAAGGAAGUGUCCGAGGACAUCAACCAGGGCAUUAAGAACGUGAAGGAGAGCAACGUAUAUCAAACAGUAGAAACUAAAGUUGGUCAAGUCACUAAGGCUGUUACCGAUGCUCCCAUAUACCAGAAAACGACGUCUCUGAUAGGCGGCAUAACUGGAAACAUUUCCAAUAAAUUCGGCCAGAUGCGGCAUUCCGAAUCGUUUAAAUCGUUUGAGGAAAGGGUGGGUUCUGCGUACGAAAACGUAAAGACCAAAGUAGUUUCACGUUCUGGAUCGCAACAAAGUCUGGACGAUGUGGGUAGGUCAAGAUCAGGAUCAGCAGUGACAAGUCCAACCAUUCCUGAGGAGAAACCUCUGGCGUAGGAAAAGCGAAACGUUUUGUAAAAGCGAUAUGGUAAACUCCGAAAUUGCCUUUUUUUGAAGCUUAAAAAAUGUGCUACUGUACUAAUUGAUUCGUUACUAUUUUUGUAAUAGUUCGUUAAGGUGAAACUCGGUCUAUAUAUUUUUUAAUUUAUACAAUUCUUAAUAUAUAUUUUUUUUGUUUGUAAAACGGAAUUAUUGAAUCACGAUUAUUAAAAAGUGCAUUUAUUCGAAUUACGAAAACGCCGACAUCUCAAAAUUUCGAUGGAAACUUCUCAACUGCGUUUGUUACUUUUGAACAAAAUAGCUUUUGAUAGGUUUUUGGGUAAACUUGAAAAUCUUAUUUUAGUACUUUUCACAUGGUGAUAAGAUACGAUUUCGUAGUAAAAUAGUUUUUGUACAGGUUAAGUUAGUUUCAAAAAAUAAUAAAAAUACUAAAAAUAGUAUUUUUUCAUAUUCUUCUUGUAGCUUAAUAUUAUAAAAUAACUUCGUAGCUGAUGUAUGUAUUCCUUUAAUGAAUAUACGAAUAAUU
Phyllotreta striolata is the source of this 2103-nucleotide messenger RNA. The record is from the annotation of a GenBank genome assembly. NCBI's taxonomy places the organism in Eukaryota, Metazoa, Arthropoda, Insecta, Coleoptera, Chrysomelidae.